Molecule: messenger RNA, 5086 nt
Organism: Pyricularia grisea
Lineage: Eukaryota; Fungi; Ascomycota; Sordariomycetes; Magnaporthales; Pyriculariaceae
Exons: 5
Coding region: 135-3785 (1216 amino acids)
Biological process (GO): mRNA splicing, via spliceosome
Cellular component (GO): nucleus; U2 snRNP
Molecular function (GO): U2 snRNA binding; protein binding
Source: RefSeq, a predicted model, not a curated record
CUACCUGCAAUUUUUUUAUAACUUUCUUACCUCGCCCGCGCGCUUUGUAUCCAAACAAGCGGCAACGCAAUCAGUCUUUCUCUUUCAGAAGCGGCAGCCGCGCAGGCUCAACGCGCGCCUGUUGUUUGAUCAAGAUGGCGACCACAUCUAAUAUGUUCCUGUACUCUCUGAGUAUCCAGCCUCCCUCCACCAUCACGAGAGCUAUCCUUGGCCAGUUCUCCGGAACCAAGGAGCAACAGAUUGUUGCUGCAUCGGGCUCGCGGUUGACUCUUUAUCGCCCCGAUCCCACUCAGGGCAAGGUUGUGCCGCUUAUGUCGCAUGAUGUUUUCGGUAUCAUCCGAGAUCUGGCCUCGUUCCGUCUGGCUGGUAGCAGCAAAGACUAUUUAAUCAUCGCAAGUGACUCUGGUAGAAUUACUAUUGUCGAGUAUUUACCAGCACAAAAUCGGUUCUCCAGGAUACAUCUCGAGACCUUUGGCAAGUCAGGAGUCCGGCGUGUAGUUCCGGGCCAGUACCUCGCUGCCGAUCCAAAAGGUAGAGCAUGCCUGAUAGCUUCAGUAGAGCGCUGCAAGCUGGUCUAUGUGCUCAACCGCAAUUCUCAGGCCGAGCUGACCAUCUCAUCUCCGCUUGAGGCUCACAAAAAUGGCACCCUUACCCUCUCCCUGGUGGCUCUUGACGUUGGAUAUUCGAACCCCGUCUUUGCCGCCCUCGAGGUUGACUAUUCUGAGGUUGACCAAGAUCCAAAGGGUGACGCGGCUCAGAACGUCGAAACCGUUCUGAACUACUACGAACUGGAUCUUGGACUGAACCACGUUGUGCGAAAGUGGUUCGACGUCGUCGAUCCAACAGCCAGCAUGCUAUUCCAAGUCCCAGGAGGUAGCGAUGGGCCCAGUGGAGUCCUGGUCUGUGGCGAAGAAAACAUCACAUACAGGCACUCGAACCAAGAUGCCUUCCGUGUUCCAAUACCAAGGCGGAAGGGCGCAACCGAAGACCCCAACAGGAAACGCAACAUCGUUUCUGGUGUAAUGCAUAAACUCAAGGGAAGCGCCGGCGCCUUUUUCUUCCUGCUGCAGACCGAAGAUGGAGAUCUGUUCAAAGUCACAAUUGAUAUGGUUGAAGACGCAGAAGGAAAUCCGACUGGGGAAGUGAGGCGACUCAAGAUUAAAUAUUUUGACACCAUCCCCGUGUCCAACAACCUUUGCAUCCUUAAGAGCGGUUUCCUCUUUGUUGCCAGCGAAUUCGGCAAUCACCUCUUCUACCAAUUCGAGAAGCUCGGCGAUGACGAUGAAGAGCUCGAAUUUUCCAGCAACGACUUCCCAGUUGACCCCAAGGAACCAUAUGAGCCCGUCUACUUUUACCCCAGGCCCACUGAGAACCUGGCCCUUGUCGAGAGCAUUGACUCGGUGAAUCCUUUGAUGGAUCUCAAGGUUGCCAACCUGACCGAGGAAGAUGCGCCUCAGAUAUACACGGUCAGCGGCAAGGGAGCCCGCAGUACAUUCCGUAUGCUCAAGCAUGGCCUGGAGGUCAACGAGAUUGUUGCGUCACAGCUACCAGGAACGCCUUCAGCAGUAUGGACUACCAAGCUGCGACGAGAUGACGAGUAUGAUGCGUACAUAGUCCUGUCAUUCACGAAUGGCACAUUAGUAUUGAGCAUCGGUGAGACGGUCGAGGAAGUCAGUGACACCGGCUUUCUGUCAUCCGUCCCGACCCUGGCUGUUCAGCAGUUGGGCGACGAUGGGCUUUUACAAGUACACCCCAAAGGAAUCCGUCACAUUCGUAAUGGUGUUGUCAACGAAUGGUCAUCCCCACAACACCGCUCCAUAGUUGCCGCAGCGACCAACGAAAGGCAGGUCGCUGUUGCUUUGAGCAGUGGUGAAAUUGUCUACUUCGAAAUGGAUACAGACGGCUCCCUGGCGGAGUACGACGAGAAGAAAGAGAUGUUUGGUACUGUGACAAGUUUGAGCUUGGGCGAGGUUCCUGAAGGACGUCUUCGAAGCUCAUACCUGGCGGUUGGUUGCGAUGACUGCACCGUAAGAAUUCUGAGCCUUGACCCGGAGUCAACUCUGGAGAGCAAGUCAGUGCAAGCACUCACGGCAGCUCCGUCUGCGCUGUCAAUAAUGUCGAUGGAAGACUCGUCUUCUGGCGGCACAACACUGUAUCUUCAUAUCGGUCUGAACUCGGGUGUAUACCUGCGCACCGUGUUAGAUGAAGUGACUGGAGAACUCACAGACACACGACAAAAGUUCCUGGGGCCGAAGGCCGUAAGACUAUUCCAAGUCUCCGUUCAGAAAAGAACCUGCGUGCUUGCUCUCAGUUCGAGGUCAUGGCUUGGAUUCUCUGACCCGGUCACUAAAGGGUUCACCAUGACACCUCUAAACUACGAAGAACUUGAAUGGGGGUGGAACUUUGUGAGCGAGCAGUGCGAGGAGGGCAUGGUCGGUGUCAACGGCCAGUUUCUUCGAAUCUUUGCGAUUGAGAAACUUGGGGACAACGUCAUUCAAAAGUCCAUUCCAUUGACGUAUACACCACGGAAACUGGCUAAACACCCCACUCAGCGCAUAUUCUACACCAUCGAGGCAGACAACAAUACUUUGGCACCCGAACUACGAGAGCAACUGAUGGCAGCGCCCACGGCUGUAAACGGCGACGCCAGAGUCCUUCCUCCAGAGGAAUUCGGAUACCCUCGUGGAAAUGGCCGGUGGGCAUCCUGCAUUAGUGUGGUUGAUCCGCUGGGUGACGGUGAAGAGCUUGAGCCUGGGGUUUUGCAAAGGAUUGAUCUCGACAACAACGAGGCGGCGGUGAGCAUGGCUGUCGUGUCUUUUGCCUCUCAGGAUGGCGAGAGCUUCCUUGUGGUCGGCACUGGCAAGGACAUGGUGGUCAACCCACGACGCUUUAGCGAAGGCUACAUCCAUGUUUACCGGUUCUCGGAAGAUGGACGUGAGCUGGAGUUCAUUCACAAGACUAAGGUCGAGGAGCCGCCCACAGCUCUCCUGCCGUUCCAGGGGAGGCUUGUCGCCGGUAUUGGUCGUAUGUUGAGGAUAUACGACCUUGGUCUCAGGCAGUUGCUCCGGAAGGCGCAAGCAGAAGUGGCACCACAGCUCAUCGUAUCUCUGAACACACAAGGCAGCCGGAUCAUUGUCGGAGACGUACAACACGGCUUGAUCUAUGUCGCCUACAAGAGCGAGACCAACAGGCUGAUUCCGUUUGCCGAUGAUACCAUCGCGAGAUGGACAACCUGCACAACCAUGGUUGACUACGACUCGACAGCGGGCGCAGACAAGUUUGGUAACCUCUGGAUCUUGCGAUGCCCUGAAAAGGCUAGCCAAGAGUCGGACGAACCAGGCUCAGAGGUGCAUCUUGUUCACAGCAGGGACUACCUCCACGGCACAUCCAACCGUCUAGCUCUCAUGGCCCAUGUUUACACGCAAGACAUACCUACCAGCAUCUGCAAGACAAAUUUGGUGGUCGGUGGGCAGGAAGUACUACUUUGGGGCGGCUUCCAGGGUACUAUCGGCGUGUUGAUACCUUUCGUCAGUCGUGAGGAUGCCGACUUCUUCCAAAGUCUCGAACAGCAUCUUAGGAGUGAAGAUCCGCCGCUUGCAGGAAGAGAUCAUCUUAUGUACAGGGGCUAUUACGUACCUGUCAAGGGUGUUAUCGACGGCGAUCUCUGUGAAAGGUACACUUUGUUGCCUAAUGACAAGAAACAGAUGAUUGCCGGCGAACUCGAUCGCUCAGUGAGAGAGAUCGAGCGCAAGAUCUCAGAUAUUCGUACCCGUUCUGCUUUCUAAUUCUGCCUCAUUGGCUUUUGAGGGAAAAUAUGGCUAUGUUGAUGGAUAUCAAUCAUGUAUUGGUAUGUUACUACUUGUGUUACAAGAUGGGAACCAAUGUUCCAAUGUAAAUAUGGCGGCGUAUGGCGAUGGCGUUGGUGUGUUCUAUAUUUGAAGGGUCAACAAAGAAGAUAAUGAGAGAUGUUAUAUCUGUUUUGCAGCUCAACCGCUUUCUGGGAAACCCCUUAGCCCAGCUUGGUUUACAUGGCGCAUCAAGUUGACCAUGGCAGAAUGCUCACUUUGUGCCACACUAUGGUUGGCUACAUGGUGAGUUGUGAUUCGAUUUCAGAAUCUAAACGCUGCCGUUGUCAGGAAUAAGAAUCCUGUCGCAGCAUACAUAUAGCACCUGCUAUCGCCACGAGCCCAGACCAAAACUUGACAGGGGCCAGGCGGAUGAAGACCUUGCAGGCAUGGUCGAAGAAGAGGAGGCGGAUGCCGGUGUGUUGAGACGGUUCCAACCCCCGCUUCCCCUUUUACUUCUGCGGCCGGCCACCGGAUGCGCCCUCUCCCAAGCUUCAUCGGCAAAGUAGGCUUCGACGGCGGCGUCGACGUCGUAAUCGUUCUGCUCCAGGUACAGCACUGCGACGUCGUAGUCGGCCUCCUUGCAGGCCACCAUCCACCUACGUAUGCGGCCCUUGCGGCGCUCCUCUUCCUCACCCUCGACGGGGUGCGGACUCAAGCUGGUGGUCGUGGUGGCGCCGCCGUCGUGGCCACCUCCCGCGGCGACGGGGAUGAGGACCACGCGCCGGCCCAGCAGGAGGUGGUCGCUGCCGAGGCGGUUGGCGCGGCGCAGGGCGGCGGCCGGAACGUUGUAGCGCAGCGACAGGGAAGAGACGCUGUCGUGCUCGUGGUCGAGGAAGUGGAGGAUCGGGGAGUCUUUGUUGUUUGUCGUCGUUGGUGUCUCCGCCCCUGUCCUUUUUCCCUUUUCAGGUGGUGCUGGCGGCUCGGCGGUCGUGCUGUAUGGCGGCGGCGCCUCGAUCGGAGGGCGGGAUGCGGCUGCUGUCACGAAGCCGUACGACGGUGGGUCUUUGAGCCCCGCUGGUGGCAGGCUAGAGGGGCCCGUAGAGAUUUGGCAGUAUGGGCAGUAAUGUGCGAAUCGAUUAUUGUUCUAUAUAUACAACUUCCGCAUAUGGUCCGGCCGCAGCAUCCCAGCUGCCGAUGCUCCGGCAACGGGGCCGGCGGCUUCUCGGAGUUCUCGGGCGUGGAUUCUUUGGUGUAGUGGGGUAAGACGGAGAGCAGCUUUGCGCAAGUGCAGCAGGAGG